Messenger RNA from Colletotrichum godetiae, 1351 nucleotides. RefSeq lists its product as uncharacterized. The record is from RefSeq and is a predicted model, not a curated record. Bases 116 to 1138 code for a protein of 340 amino acids. Lineage: Eukaryota; Fungi; Ascomycota; Sordariomycetes; Glomerellales; Glomerellaceae. The transcript has 2 exons.
CUCUAUUCCAUAUCGUCGUACUUGAGGGCAACAGAAUCCCAUCCCAAUAGCUAUUCCCGGGCAAUAUCAUACAUUAGAUCACAUUCGGAUUGUAGAUCACUCAACUCUCAACACCAUGGCCCCCGUGUCGUCGGACAAGAUCGUCUUCACAUACGACAAAAAGGCCAAAGAGAAGGUCCGAAAAUGUGGGGCAAGCGGGAAACGAAAGGCCGUGCAGCUGGGCGAGGGAGCCCAGGUGUUCUCGGCCGUCAUCCAUUUCAAUCCGACUUACGGUCAAUUAGAUGGAGCCGUCCACGUACCGGACGGCCAAAGCAUUCCCGACGUGAAUCGUUUUCUGGCGGAACUCGUCAAUGGGAUGCACGGUUGUGGACGCCGACGCCGGGUUUCACGCCGUCGACGAAAGAGGUUAACGUCCGAACCUGGUCAAAGUCCGGCGGAGAUCGGCGACAGCAUCGAAGUGGGGGAGGUCGGAAGCAGCGUGCGGGGAACGCCCGAUACCGUGGGAGACGAAGACGCAACGGCGAAGGAAGUCACAAGUGGGGAAGCGGAUGCCCCAUACGAAGUCGAGGCCGAUGACGGCGGCGCCGCUGUUUUUUGCGGCACCGUGUCGGGCUUCCAGCAAGACGAGGCUGAUGUAGGCGAACCCCCCAGCAACCCAGCAAAACAAGGACACCGGACGGAUUUAGCACCACUCAACCACGAUGUCGAGGGCAUUAUGGGGGACUUUAUCAUGAGCGACGCUGACACUGCUGGUUCAAUCAACGCGGUUGAAGAAGGUUCCUUCCUCGGGCUACCUGAGAUCGACUUGCGCGACCUCUUCGAGAUGGAAGCUUGCGCGUCUACGUUUCUGCCAGUUGGUGACAGCGAGCUGGGCAAACAAGGACAGUCGAGCGAUGCCAUUCCUGAUCAGGAAAGGUCGGAAGUGGAGACGUCGGGCGAAACGCGGGAGGGCACGGCGGCAGCUGGAAGGGGAGCCUUCAGCCAUCAGACGAAAGUUCCACAGACGCGAACAAUUGCUGCCGCACGUGCUUACCGACCUGACAGGAGUUCUUUCAAAAUUCACCGGUUCUUUUGUCGGGUUUCUCAGCGGAUCCGGCAGGCAAGAUAUGGAGGGGAACUGCACACGGAACAUGUCUAAUAGACAAUGCGAGGUGUCAAAGCUGUUUAGGGAGAUCCUGGCGACGGCGUCAUGCAGAGAUCAAAGUGUGGGGCCGCUAUGUAAGUAGGGUGGCUUAUGCGGUUCUGAGUUCGCUGAGACCCAUUUACCUAAUGGGAGAAAAUCUGUACAACUCUAGACCAGAGUUGUGAUGAUCGUGUUUAUGAACCCAAAGCUAAGCAAAUAAGGUUGGGG